AUCACCUGUACGAUUCUGUUUUGUGGAGUCACGACGCUACUAUCUGGAAUACAGCUUAUAAAUACAGCUGUUAUUUGUUGCGAUUAGCACUAUUAACAUUUCGCCAGUUUAGAGCAGCCAAAUUAACUCAGAAAUGGCGACCAAAAAACUGGAUGCUAUCAUCUUCGGAGCCUCCGGAUUUACCGGAAAGUACACAGUUUUCGAGGCAGUCAGCGUGCUAAAGGGCCUGCAAUGGGGCAUCGCCGGUCGCAACCAGGAGAAGCUGCAGUCGGUGCUUCAGGAAAUGGGUGCAAAGUCCAAGACGGACCUUUCCCAAACGCCCAUCGUAAUUGCGGACGUGAACAACGAGGCAUCACUUAUAGAGAUGGCCAAGCGCUGCCGAAUUGUAAUCAAUACGGCCGGACCGUAUCGAUUCUAUGGAGAAAAAGUGGUCAAGGCCUGCAUUGAGGCCGGCACCCACCACGUGGACGUCAGCGGAGAGCCUCAGUACAUGGAAACGAUGCAGUUGAGAUACAAUGAUCUUGCCAAGGAGCGAGGCGUAUACGUGAUCAGUGCUUGUGGUUUUGAUUCCAUUCCCGCUGACAUGGGAGUCACCUUCGUAGAAAAGAACUUCGACGGAGUGGUCAACUCGGUGGAAAAUUUUGUCCACAUGGGUGCUAAAGGUGGCACCAAGGGAACAGGCAGUGCGGCCCUCAACACCGGCACUUGGGAAAGUGCCAUUCACGCCAUCGCCAACCGGAGCGAGUCGGUAGCCAUCCGCCGAAAGCUAUUCCCUGAACGUCUGCCCAAGUUCCAUCCAGAUCUGAAGGCACGAUCGCCGCUUUCUCGUGCUGCCGAGGUGGACAAUAAAGUGAUCCUACCCUUCCCUGAAACGGAUCGCUCGGUGGUAAUGCGCUCUCAGCGAUUCCUUUACGAGCAGGAGAAGAAACGUCCGGUUCAGAUGCAGGCCUACAUGACCUAUCCCUCGUGGUUUGCGGCCAGUAUUGUUGUAUUUUUCGUUUCUAUCAUUGGAAUUAUGGCCAAGUUCUCCUUUGGCCGCCAGCUGCUGCUCAAGUACCCCGGCGUCUUCUCCGGUGGCAUGGCAUCCCGUGAGGGCCCAAGCGAAGCCAGGAUGGAGCGUUCCUUCUUUAAAAUGACCAUGAAAGCCACUGGCUGGCCCAAGACCGAGAAACUUGCAGAGACCACUGAUCAGUACAGCUCUCCACCAACGAAGACCUUGACCGUAAGCAUUACAGGUCCCAACCCCGGGUACGGAUCGACCUGUGUAGCCCUGCUCUCCACUGCUAAGACCAUCCUCAAUGAAAGUGACAAAAUGCCCGGAACCGGCGGUGUCCUGCCACCAGGAGCUGCCUUCCGAGGAACGAGUCUUAUCAACGAGCUGGAAAAGCACGAGCACGGCAUUAAGUUCGAGAUUGUGGCUAACAAGUAAAACAACGGUGUAUAAACUAUGAAAUAUAUAUCUGUGAAAAAUAAAAGUAUUUAUAACAUAUCACAGAUAUGUUCUUA
Drosophila eugracilis is the source of this 1506-nucleotide messenger RNA. Its product is annotated as saccharopine dehydrogenase-like oxidoreductase. Gene Ontology annotation, biological process: glycolipid biosynthetic process. The record is from RefSeq and is a predicted model, not a curated record. Gene Ontology annotation, cellular component: plasma membrane; mitochondrion; lipid droplet. NCBI's taxonomy places the organism in Eukaryota, Metazoa, Arthropoda, Insecta, Diptera, Drosophilidae. The coding region runs from base 134 to 1429 and encodes 431 amino acids. The transcript is spliced from 2 exons.